UCAGGAAUGGCAGUGACGCACAUCUUGUUUUUGUUUGCUGCUGCUGUCUUUGUUCCUGUUUUGGCUCUCAGACCACUCCAAGCAGCUAGAGCCCUCUAUAGUAAGCUGACCACUGAAUCACAAACAGAUGUACAGGAAGAAAUUGUCAAUCUACACAAUGCCUUCAGGAGAAACGUCAUCCCAUCAGCCAGGAACAUGGUGAAGAUGACUUGGAGUCCAGAUGCUGCAGAAAAUGACAGAAUCGUGGCAAGGUAUUGUGACUUGUCAAAGAGCAACUCACUUGAGAGGAGACUUAAAAAUACAUUUUGUGGAGAGAACAUGUAUUCGGACAGCUACCCUGCCUCGUGGGAACAUGUUAUUACAGUGUGGUACAAUGAAUCCAAAAACUUCAAAUAUGGACAAUGGCCAUUCAAAGAUAAUGACUUAGAAACUGAACAUUAUACUCAGUUGGUCUGGGCCCCUUCCUACCUGAUUGGCUGUGAUGUUGCAUCAUGUCGCAGAGAUAAGGCAGCUAAAUAUCUCUACGUCUGUCACUACUGUCAUGAGGGAAAUGAUCCUGACACAGAAAAUGUACCUUAUCAGAAGGGCCCACCCUGUGGAGACUGUCCACGUAACUGUGAAGAUGGACUCUGUACUAACCCCUGCCUCUACUAUGACGAAUACUACAACUGUGAGAAACGAGCAAGACUUCGUAGAUGCUCACACCCAACCAUUCAGCAGUUUUGCAAGGCUUCUUGUCUAUGCACAACUGAGAUAAAAUAA
Molecule: messenger RNA, 762 nt
Organism: Nannospalax galili (Upper Galilee mountains blind mole rat)
Lineage: Eukaryota; Metazoa; Chordata; Mammalia; Rodentia; Spalacidae
Gene: Crisp1
Product: cysteine rich secretory protein 1
Exons: 8
Coding region: 7-762 (251 amino acids)
Biological process (GO): binding of sperm to zona pellucida
Cellular component (GO): extracellular region
Source: RefSeq, a predicted model, not a curated record